AUCGGAUUUUGAUGUGUGAUAUUUCUCUGUUGUCGUUUUUAGUCUGGUUUUACCAGUGCUACCCAGCUACAGGCAUGCCAGAUGAUCAGGGAGAAAUAAUGUCUCCAGGGACCAAAUCACGUGACGACCACUGCCACGUGACGUCAGCAGCAGAUGGCAUGGGUACCAGCUCUGGCAGUUGGCAUCGAUGUCAUUUCUCUAAGAGCGACGGAGAGGUGAGAGAAUCGCGUUUGGCCGGGCGCGCCUACAGCAGGCAGGAGAAGUUCUUACACUGAGGAAAAAUGGACAUCGCCUGUUGACCCAGAAGAUCCAGCAGGACUACAAUGCUGACUUUACCGUUUGAAGAGCCGGUGAUGAUGGACACUCAGUUCGUGGCAAACUUUCCGCGGGACUGCGUGGGAGAGGCGAAGGUCACCAAACAUGACGCCUUCAAAAAAGAAGAGGCGCUCUCUCACACGGAUCUCAGGCUGAUGGACGAUGACGAUUCGGAGAAAGACGAGGACGAGCGGGACGAGGGCCCAGACGAGCACGACGCGCCACGGCGGCGAGGGCCACGCAAGAAGAAGCUGACCAAAGAGCGGAUCGACCGUGUGAAGCUGCGCCGCAUGGAGGCCAACGCGCGCGAGCGGAACCGCAUGCACGGCCUCAACAACGCGCUGGACAGCCUGCGCAAAGUGGUGCCGUGUUAUUCAAAAACCCAGAAGCUGUCCAAGAUCGAGACGCUGCGUUUAGCCAAGAACUACAUCUGGGCCCUUUCGGAGAUCCUCAGCACUGGUAAGAGGCCUGACCUUUUAAGCUUCGUACAGACGUUGUGCAAGGGCCUUUCACAGCCCACUACCAACCUGGUGGCGGGAUGCCUGCAGCUCAACGCCCGCAGCUUCAUCACCGAUCACGGUGCUGAGGCGUCCUUCUCGGCUAGAUCACCGUACGACGCCGUGUACCCGGCCUACCACGACGACCUGGCAGCAAGCGGGCACGGUGGGAGUGGCGGCAGCGGCGGAGCGGACGCUGUCAAACCCUUCAGGCCGUACGGCUACUGUGGUGCUUACGAGUCGUUCUACGAGUCGGCGUCUCCUGAGUGUGCGAGCCCGCAGUUUGACUGCCCGCUCAGCCCGCCGCUGAACUUCAAUGGGAUUUUCUCGCUCAAACACGAGGAGCCGAGUGACUAUGGGAAGAGCUGCCAUUACGGCAUGCGCUACUGCGCAGUACCCGGUCGCUCCUCCAUCAGUCAGAGCGCGGUGGCGCGCGGCUCCUCCGACCUGCACUUCCCUUACGACCUUCACCUGCGCGGUCAGUUCUACCCUGCCCAAGACGAACUGAACGCCACGUUUCAGAAUUAAAAAGGGAAAGCAAACUUUGCCCCCCCCACCAUUCAAAUCCUUCCCUUCCUUCACCUUUUCGGGGUAAUUGCUGAAAACAACGAACUUAAACCCGCACCAUGUAUUAUUUACAUCGCGCUCCAUUAGGAGCUCUUUGGUCGUAGGCCAACUGAUGUUUUAUGUAUUCAAGUUAACUGGAUGAAGUGAUUUGCUUAGGGCGGCGUGGGAUGUCCUUGAAAAACAGAACCACAAAUGAUGCUCUUGUUUCUUGUUUCAUUUAAUAUCACAAUAAAAAAACAUGACGGUGAUACAAAAAAAAAAAAUCCGACACGUUGGAUACCAUCUUUAUAAAAUCUAUGUAGUCUUUAUGUAGGCCUACUGUAUGUUUAUCUCCACUUGUGUAUUCUGCAAUAAUUGUUCACUUUUUAUUACGUUCAUGAAAAUUUACAGUAAGGUAAAACUCAAACGCCCAAUGCUAUCAAAAUACAAACGAUUCUCCUAAUUUUACAAGUUUGGAAUAAAUGAAUACAAAAGGAAGAGAGCAAUAAAUGCACAGGCAUCUAUGCAACACACGGGCUUUUUCAUGGCAAAACCAGUGAUCACGCCAUCAAGACCCUGCGUUUCUCCAGUACAAUACUUUUAUUCGUACUUUUAUUCGUAUCAAUUGAAAAGUGGGAUACUGCUGCCAGUUUUCGUUUGUGUACGUACAUCUAUUUAUUUACAUUCCAAGAGUUUAUUUUACUUUCGUAUCUUAUUACUACGAGCUGAAAAUAAGACGUGUUCGUUGUGUUUGACAUGUGAAAUGUGUGAAUGAUUUGAAUGUCUGGAUUGAUUAGUUGGCGUGUAGCCUAUUUUAUAUCUUCACUGAAUAACGAAAAUAAAUAUAUAGAGAAAUAUAAUAUCCCUAAAAAGAAGCAAAACCUAUUACCUUACUAUCUUGUUUUUAUAUUUUUUCAUUUCGUUGACCUUGAAAAUUUGGGACCUGGACAAUCUAAUUUAUAGGAGCAACAAAUUCACACUUUUUUUCCUAAAGAGGCGCAAAAAAAGUAACAAGCGUCAUGUUCAUAAAUUAAUAUUACAGUACAUUUAAUAAUCACUGGAUCCCAGAUGUAAUGCUUGUUAAUGUAAGUACAUUAUGCAACAGUUUGUUCGACAUUUCCUUUGUUUGUAUAUCUUUUUUAUGUACAGUCAGUCAAUGAUAUGAAGUUGGAGAUGUUGCGCACAGGCUCGAAACAAUCACGUCUACAAAUCUAUACCAAUUUAUUCGCAUUUUUUUAUUGAAGCAUGUACAAAUGUUUUGAUUGAACGGUUUGUGUCAUAGUGAAAUCAUGUCAUGGAAAUUCCUUGCCUUAAUGAUUAUAGUUGCCCAUCAGUUAUGCAAUGUAAUGGAUGUUUUCAGUGGUGGAAUCUUGUACAUCUUUCUCACAACACUAUACGACGAGAGGUUUUGUGCAAACGCUAAGAAAUGCACUAAAGCUGUUCUUGUGCAGAUUUGUACACUGUCACUGAGUUGUUUUGUAAAAAUAAAAGUUAAUAUAAAUCGAA
This is a messenger RNA of Silurus meridionalis, 2864 nucleotides long. RefSeq names its product neuronal differentiation 6a (gene neurod6a). Lineage: Eukaryota; Metazoa; Chordata; Actinopteri; Siluriformes; Siluridae. The record is from RefSeq and is a predicted model, not a curated record. Bases 324 to 1340 code for a protein of 338 amino acids. The transcript has 2 exons. Gene Ontology annotation, molecular function: protein dimerization activity.